Coturnix japonica (Japanese quail) is the source of this 3445-nucleotide messenger RNA. RefSeq names its product T cell leukemia homeobox 1 (gene TLX1). Gene Ontology annotation, molecular function: RNA polymerase II cis-regulatory region sequence-specific DNA binding; DNA-binding transcription factor activity, RNA polymerase II-specific. Lineage: Eukaryota; Metazoa; Chordata; Aves; Galliformes; Phasianidae. The record is from RefSeq and is a predicted model, not a curated record. Gene Ontology annotation, cellular component: nucleus. Gene Ontology annotation, biological process: animal organ development; regulation of transcription by RNA polymerase II.
GCCAGGAGCUGCUGCCUGCUGUAUCCCUAUAGUGUUCCCAGUGUCCCUGCCGUGUCCUUGCUAUGGGGCUGUGGUGAUAAGAGGGCCCCCAGUGAGGGUGUUGAGGUGUCACAGCACCCUGAUGCUGGGAUAUAAUGGGUAGACAGACAUGCAAGAACACAGCUGUGCAAGUGACUGUGGAAAUGUGGGAUUGUGGGGCAGCACAAUGAGCAAAAUACUCAUCUCCCUGCAGGAGAGGAGGAGGAGGCAGGUGCAGGAGGUGGUAGUGACAGUGGUGGGCAUAGAGGCACAACAGAGGCAGGGACAAAGCAGGACACAGCCAGGAGCAGCAGGCACCCCUGCAGCCCUCACCAUGGGGGGAGCAGCUGGAACCAGUUUGUGCCUUGGGCAAUGAGGCCCCAUGGCAAAACCUCACAACACAGGAAGGUAGGCCCCGGCUCUCACCACCUCCUCCUGUGCUUCCCCCUCCAAAGGCAACUCCUUCCAGGCCUGGGCAUCUGUGGGGACCUUCCACCUGUGCCUCCACUCAGGGGUCUGAAAACAGGGGCACCUCCUCCUGCUCAGCUUUUGAGAGGUGCUUAGAUUUGAAAACCCAUCUGCAGAAAGGGGGGAGGCAGAGCUCCACCAGAGCCAUUGCCGUUCUCACUCCUUACCAACUCCAGGACCAAAAGCCUCCUUCUGCCCCACAUUGGGUCCCACUGUUGCUCUUGGGGGAAAUAUUGUCUUCCUGAGUCUCCCCCUCCCUCCACAACAUCUCCACACUGCCCUGCACACACCCAGUGCAGCAGUGCUGCCUUUAUAGGGCCGAGCCGGGUGGUGAAUUUUUUUUCUUUUUAGGCGGGGGGGGGGCCGGGGAAGAAGAAACUCCUUUUCUCGUGUGCUCCUCUCCGCUGUCAUUCACUCGGCUCCUUUCAGCAUGCAGCCAAUGGAGAGUGAGGGCCUGGGAGCAGCAGGCCUUGGGUAGUGUGAUUGAUGGGCGAACAGGACGGAGGGGCUCUCGCACACGCACUCUGCCGCUCUCUGCUCCGCACCGCGGGGCUUCGGCUUCACAUUGCCGGUGGGGGCUUCGGCUCCUGGUCCUCGCGUGUCGGUGAUGGUAUCUUGGGUGGGGGUGUGAGGUGCUAUUGGGGUCAGAGAGUCUCAGGGUCUGGGCUGUGUCUCCCGUGUGCUCCCCGGCGAUGCGUGGCUCUGAGUGUGUGGCUGGCGUGGAGCGGUCGUGCGUGGCUCUGUCGCGAUAUCCCGAGGCGCGCAGCUGCGGCGCGAUGGGUCUGAGAGCGUAGUGCCUGCCAGAGCCCGGCUCCUGCCUUCUGCUGCCGCAUUUUGGGGUCUGCACGGCUGUGUCGGGGUCCAGCGGAGGGGCCCCGGGGCUCAGUGCGCUGCUCCGCUGCUGGAGCGAGGACGGACGGCGGAGGCAUGGAGCACCUCGGGGCUCACCACCUGCACCAAGGCCAAGCCGAGCCCAUCAGCUUCGGCAUCGACCAGAUCCUCAACACGUCGGAGCCGGGCAGCUGCAUGGUGUCCCACUCGCGGCUGCAGGACUCGGCAGAUUACGGCCUGGGUUGCAUCGUAGGCAGCGCCUACAACACGGUCACCGGCGGCUACGGGGCGAGCGGCGGCGGGGCCGGAGCCUACGGCGGCACUUCGUGCAGUAUGGGAGCCUUGCCCGGCUCCUACAACGUGAACAUGGCGGUGAGCAUGAACGGCAACGCUCUGAGCUCGGCCGGGGGGGUGAUCCGCGUCCCGGCCCACCGCCCCGUAGCCGGCGGCGUGCACCAGCCCCUCUCUGCCGCCGUGCCGCCGGUGAACGGCAUGAACAGUCUGACGGGGCUCACCUUCCCCUGGAUGGAGAGCAACAGGCGGUACACAAAGGACAGGUUCACAGUGGCCCUCUCACCCUUCACUGUAACACGCCGUAUAGGUCACCCCUACCAGAACCGCACGCCCCCCAAGAAGAAGAAGCCGCGCACGUCCUUCACCCGCCUGCAGAUCUGUGAGCUGGAGAAGCGCUUCCACCGGCAGAAGUACCUGGCCUCUGCUGAGCGUGCAGCCCUGGCCAAGGCCCUCAAGAUGACGGACGCACAGGUGAAGACCUGGUUCCAGAACCGGCGCACCAAGUGGAGGAGGCAGACAGCAGAGGAGCGGGAGGCCGAGCGGCAGCAAGCGAACCGCAUUCUCAUGCAGCUGCAGCAGGAAGCCUUCCAAAAAACCAUCAACCAGCCCAUCCAGGCCGACCCCAUCUGCGUGCACAACUCCUCUCUCUUCGCCCUGCAGAACCUCCAGCCCUGGUCUGAUGACUCCACCAAGAUCACCAGCGUCACCACCGUCGCCUCCGCCUGUGAAUAAGGGCUGGCACCUGCGGUGUCCCCUUUGUCACCGGGCACAUGUUCAUCCUGCAGAGCAUCCUUCUAUGAGGACUGAUGGGGAAGGGAAAUUUGCCCCCAAACUCUCCCUGCCCGCAGGGCCGCAGAGCAGCAGCAGCUUGCCUCCCCCCAGCCCUUUUGUUCUUCUGAAAGUCUCUGUUGCCGGCCUCAAACUUCCUGACAUGCUGCCAGACAAAGCUGAGCCCUGACAGACGUGGCCGCAGGCGAGCACCCGGCUGGGGGAACUUCCUCUGCAGGGCUCGGGGCACCCCAUAGGACUAUAUGUAUAUAUAAUGUGCGUCUAUAGGUACGCGCUUUGGAUUGAUUGGAACAAAAGGAUGCGGCUCCCUGGGCAGCGUGUCUGUGCAGCCAGGCACCGCGCUGGGCCUUUGGCGCUGGAGACGUUUGGGGAUGCAACAAAUGGAGAAAGCCCAGCCGUCUGUUGGCCUCCCAGCAGAUCUCACCUAGCUGCAUCUCCUCCCAUAUUUCAUUAAUUUUUUCCUGCGAGGGGGGAAGAAGCGAAGGAACUGACAGCCUCCUGAGGACGGUAAAUGUGAUCUCUCUAUUGCACGAAGAGCCCAAACUGUCCCCAGCCGCCACGGCCGCGGCGUCGAUCAACCCGCGCUUUAAUAACCAGGAGAGCCCGGCUGGGCAGGGGUGCUGCCACUCCGUUCUGUGGGUUAUUUCCAUUUCAUUUGCAAAGCGUGGCCCGCCAGGUUGUUUUACCCGUGUCCCUUUACGAGGCGGUUUGCGAGGGCGAAAAUCGAUUUCACUUCCAACUUGGUUGUUUCUUUUAAUUGUUCUGAGAGAAUGAGACACAAUUAAGCAAAGCACUUCCUAUAGCAAACGCCGGGAAUAUAUAGAUAUUAUAUAUACAGUAUAUAUUUUUCAGUUACUUAUAAUCUAAAGCAGCACUGCCAAUUUAAACAGCUACUACAGGCAAGCGAGCAGAAAACCUAUUUUCAGUGAGAUUUUUUUAAGGCUUUUUUUUUUUUUUUUUAAGUUAUGCACUUAUAAGGUGUUUUCUGUGUAUUCAUUUUAUAAAGUGCUUGUGUAAUUUAUGUGGAAACGAAAAAUAAAAGAUA